AAGGCAAAAAGACAAAAAAAAAAAGUGCAUCCAAGUCCAGGCUCCUGCACUGACUACCUGCGUGAUUAUUCUGCCUCACUUGGGGACCCUCACUGUGCUCCUGGCACAGGUCAGUUGUCCCUCUGUGGGGCGAUUGCAUCCGAAGGGGCCCAGACAGCUGGGAACGCUCCCUGGAGGGAGCCGAGUCUUGGCUGUGUUUCCCCCAAGAGUUCUGUCUCCCGCCCACCUUCCUCACCCAGCCUGUCCCCUGGGAGCCCCGCACCCCCCAGCCUGGGAAGCUGGGACCAAGCAAGCAGUGCGGUGGCCCAGAAGACACAACUUGAUUCAGGGCCAAGGCCAUGUCCCCACACUUGCUCCCGAGACACUGUGUCCCUUGGCCAUUCAGAAGCAUCAUUUCAAGGAAGGACUGUGGCUGGUUUUCAGAAGCUCCGGCCAGAAUGGCUCCGUCAGCGGCUGAGCAGGGCGGCCUGGAAGGGCCGCUCUCCCCUCCUGACCUUUCUCCUCUCCAGCCGGCCGGCCUUGGGCUCAGCACCCUGAGCCACCCGAGCAGCACCCUGCUAGGUUCUCAUGGCCAACCUGAGCCCCUCGCAGCUCCAGAAGUUCCAGGAGGAUGGAUUCCUGGUGCUGGAAGGAUUCUUGUCUGAAGCCGAGUGUGUGGCCAUGCAGCAGAGGAUUGGCGAGCUUGUGGCCGAGAUGGAUGUCCCUCGCCACUGCCGCACGGAAUUUUCCACCCAGGAGGAGGAGCAGCUGCGAGCCCAGGGCAGCACAGACUACUUCCUGAGCAGCGGCGACAAGAUCCGAUUCUUCUUUGAGAAAGGUGUCUUUGAUGAGAAAGGCAAUUUCCUGGUCCCUCCGGAGAAAGCCAUCAACAAAGUCGGCCAUGCUUUGCACGCCCAUGACCCUGUCUUCAGGUGCAUCACUCACUCGCCCAAGGUGCAGGCCUUGGCCAGGAGUCUGGGCCUCCAGAUGCCCGUGGUGGUGCAGAGCAUGUAUAUCUUUAAGCAACCUCACUUUGGUGGCGAAGUCUCACCUCACCAGGACGCCUCCUUCCUGUACACGGAGCCCCUGGGCCGGGUGCUGGGCGUGUGGAUGGCGCUGGAGGAUGCCACGCUGGAGAACGGCUGCCUCUGGUUCAUCCCCGGCUCCCACACAGGUGGGGUGUCGAGAAGGAUGGUCCGGGCCCCUGCUGGCUCGGCCCCGGGCACCAGCUUCUUUGGGUCUGAGCCAGCUCGGGAUAACAACCUCUUUGUGCCCGCACCAGUGCGGAGAGGGGCCCUCGUCCUAAUCCACGGAGAAGUGGUGCACAAAAGCGAGCAGAACCUCUCCGACCGCUCUCGCCAGGUCUACACGUUCCACCUCAUGGACGCCGCUGGCACCGUGUGGAGCCCGGAGAACUGGCUCCAGCCCACAGCCGAGCUGCCCUUUCCCCCGCUGUACACCUAAAGCCUCUCAGGGCAGGGCCGCUGCCCCCUCCCGGGUGAAGCCAGGGGCCACCAGCAACAACGCCUCGCCUGCCCGCCUGGCUGUGGAGGGGAAGCCGCACCUCUCGUCCUGGGCUUUCCUUCUGCCUGUGUCUGAAGAGCCUGAGCCAAGUGCCUUUCCUGAGGUCUCUGUCUCUGCCUCUCCUGGCCCAACACAGCCUCCCCUGGAGGCAGCCUGUCGGCCAGGAAAGGGUUCUGGCUGCUUCUCUGCCGGCUUCUCGUGGCUCUCCCCUCUCAGAUGGAACUGCUGCUCAUGACCGUGCAAGACGGGAAUAAAAACAACUUCCAAAUGCA
Molecule: messenger RNA, 1775 nt
Organism: Phacochoerus africanus (Common warthog)
Lineage: Eukaryota; Metazoa; Chordata; Mammalia; Artiodactyla; Suidae
Gene: PHYHD1
Product: phytanoyl-CoA dioxygenase domain containing 1
Exons: 12
Coding region: 568-1443 (291 amino acids)
Source: RefSeq, a predicted model, not a curated record